UGGGACAUUGAUGGGGACACUGAUGGGACAGUGCCGGGCUGGUGGCACAGAAGGGCUGCGUGGCACACACAGGAUGGUGGGGAUGCCCUGCUCCUUGUGUGCCUCCAAGUUGCCCUUCUCCCCUCAACCCCCGCUUUCCCCAGCCCAGCCCAGAAGCUCAUCUUCAACAGAGUGAACGGCAAACGGCCGCAGGUGCUGCUGCCACACACCUCUGUGCCCGAGGAGAGCUACACGGCUGCACACGAGGAGAACGUCCGCUUCGUUUACGAAGCCUGGCAGGAGGUGGAGCAGCAGCUGGACGGGGGGCAGAGGGGGGAGAGCGCCCGUGGGCCUGUGCAGUACGUAGAGAAAACCCCGAACCCCCGGCUGAAAAACUUUGUUCCCAUUGACCUGGAGGACUGGUGGGCGCAGCAAUUUCUGGCCAAAAUUGGAAACUGCUCGUAAAAGGGAAGACGGUCUUUUUUCACUGUUACUUUUUUUUGCUUCUUUUCCUUUUCUAAAAAACAAA
Molecule: messenger RNA, 508 nt
Organism: Meleagris gallopavo (turkey)
Lineage: Eukaryota; Metazoa; Chordata; Aves; Galliformes; Phasianidae
Source: RefSeq, a predicted model, not a curated record